AUGUCUGGGCCAGACCCUGUCGCCUUCUACAACGACUGGUUCUUCACAACCAACCAGACCGACUUCAACUGCCCCAACUCCCUGCCGUGCCCGCCGCCCAGCAAGGCCUGCGCGCGGGACCCGACCAACGGCGCGCGCUACUGCUGCGACGGCCAGCCCGACGCCAAGAGCAAGGUCGGGCGCGUGUGCUGGAGGGGCCCGACGACGUGCCGGGCCGACGGCAGCACCGUCGACUGCAGCAACAGCAAGCGCACCUGGUGCUGCCUGUCCGAGCUCGAGCGCUGCAGCCAGACGCCCGGCCAGGAGGCCGCCAUCUGCUGGAGCACGCGCCACGACCCGCUCUACAACGUCAGCUACGACGACCUCGACCGCCUGCACGGCAGCCUGAGCUCCCGCCAGACCCAGGCCACCGUACUCUCCUUCGACCUCGUCUCCCUCAUCAGCGCCACCGCCACCGCGCCCUUCGCGACCGCCUCGAGCGCGCCCUCGUCCACCCAGUCCGGAUCCUCGUCCACCUCCUCCCCCGCUUCCAGCUCGUCCGGCAGCACCGCCACCCCGACCGACGGCUCCUCCUCCUCCUCCUCGCCCGCGCAGGGGACGCAGAACUCCUCGGCGGGCGGCGGCGGCGUCUCGGGCGGCGCCAUCGCGGGCAUCGUCGUCGGCGCCGUCGUGGCAGCCGCGCUGGUCGCCAUCGCCGUCUUCUUCCUGCUGAAGCGGAGGAAGAACAAGGGCGGCGGCGCCGCGACGCCCGCGGAGCUCGGGGGCGGACCGUUGCCCGCCGGGGGCCCGCACGAAAAGGGCCCGCACCACUACCCCGGCGGGCAGGAGGCGGUCCCCGCGGCCGCGGUGGAGGCGGACAACUACUACAGCAAGAACGCGGGCUCGCCGCCGCCGCCGGGGUAUCAGUACCCACAGCAGCAGCCACAGCAACAACAGUACCGGGAGCUCAUCGGGGAGGGCCACCAUGCGAUGCGGUCCGAGCUGCCUGUCGAGGAGCCGCAGGAGCUUCCGGGGUCCUACGCCGGCCAUCACCCCGGUAGCGGCGGCAGCGGCGCGCCGUACUCUCCCAUAAGCUCGACGACGGCGGGAUACCAGCCCAGUCCGUAUUCCGAGACUAGCACGCCCAUGAGGUGAUGGACGGGGUGGGAGAGAAGGUGAAUGGGGGGUCGAAUGGACAUUACAAUCCCUCGUUUUUUAAUCUUUACGCUUAUUUCCUCGGAUUCCUAUAAUUGUUGAUCCUUGGUUCCUAUAUAAAAUUUAACGUCUUGGCACCAGUCCUUUCAUUUUGCCCCAAUACUAGGUAAAUAAACAUCUAACCCCUUCAAAGGUAUCCAAGGGCUAUUGGAAAGGGGCAAGUUGAAUGGAAAAUGCGGGCGUGUUGUACACAUGAUCCAACCUAGAGACAUCUGUAUGUGGAGGAGCAGGCAAUGCCUAGACAUCCCUUUUAGUGCCGUCAGGUUCUCAAUCGUUUAUCGCGUUCGUAUUACCCAAUGAGAAUAAAAAGAGGCACAAGAACAAGAACAGGGAUAGGAAUAAGAAUAAAAGCAAGAAAAAGAUGUAAACAAAAGGGCUAGGUGUUGCAAA
This is a messenger RNA of Gaeumannomyces tritici R3-111a-1, 1584 nucleotides long. RefSeq lists its product as hypothetical. NCBI's taxonomy places the organism in Eukaryota, Fungi, Ascomycota, Sordariomycetes, Magnaporthales, Magnaporthaceae. The transcript has a single exon. The record is from RefSeq and is a predicted model, not a curated record. Bases 1 to 1134 code for a protein of 377 amino acids.